AUGCCAGACAUGGUGGCACAAACGAAGCCACUGCAUGCUUUGACCGCCACCGAGGCUUUGGCUCUGCUUCAGGUCAGCAGCGUCUCCAUAAAAGACUAUGCGCUCUAUCUCCUAGCCCGGGUGCAAGAGAGGGAGGCGACUGUCAAAGCCUGGGCAUACUUGGAUCCAAAGCUUGUCCUGGAACAAGCGAGGUCGCUCGACCGUAUCUCGCCCGACAGGCGAGGCCCUUUACAUGGAGUGGCCGUUGGGAUCAAGGACAUUAUGAACACAAAGGACAUGCCUACCGAGUUCGGCUCCCCAAUUUAUAAAGGAAACAGACCCUUAUUCGAUGCAUCAGCUGUGUCAAUAUUACGAACUGCCGGUGCCCUCAUCUUUGGCAAGACACGAACCUCGGAGUUUGCCGUCGCCAACUGCGGACCUCCAACAACGAAUCCCCAUGACCCAGCUCGUACUCCAGGCGGCUCGUCAUGCGGCUCAGCCGCGGCGGUAGCAGACCUACAUGUGCCCCUAUGUCUCGGAGUUCAAACCGGUGGCAGUGUCAUUCGGCCUGCGUCCUUCACAGGGGUUUUCGCCAUGAAGCCGACCCACAACGCGGUGUCUCUUGAGGGCUCCAAACCGUGCUCGCCCACCUUUGACACCAUCAGCUUUUUCGCCCGCAGUGUCCAAGACUUGCAGCUAGUGGCAGAUGUCUUUGCUCUCGGAAGUCAUGACGUCCCUGAGAAGAUAGAAGUUGACAAGAUGUCGAUCGCUUUGAUCAAAACGCCCAUGUGGGCUCAGGCAGGGCCAGGAACCGUGGUUGCGAUGGAAGAAGCCACUUCGAUCCUCGAAAAAGAGGGAGCCACAGUUCAACAAGUCCCUCUACCGGACGCCAUCUCCCAAACCGCAGCGCUCAAGCGGAUGCUGAAAGUUAUCAUCAGCGGCGAGGCACGGGUAACGUUCCUCAAGGAAUACCGGAUGGAUGGUGGGAAUUUAUGCGAGGAAAUCCGGAACCUCGUCGAGAACACAUCAAACACCACGGCCAAGGAACAACAAGAAGCUUCCGAUGCGCUGGCCCGUAUCCGGCCGCUAGUAGACAAGCUAGCUGUCGGCUACACGGCAAUUCCCGCGCCCAGUGCGCCCGAUGAAGCUCCCCUUGGGCUUAAGGACAUGGGCAGUCCAGCCUUCAACACUAUUUGGACAGCAUGUGACCCACGCUGAGCCUCCCAUUUCAGACCCAGCCCGGAUUGAACUGACCAAACUCUCAUAGGGACUCCACACGCCGG
Messenger RNA from Gaeumannomyces tritici R3-111a-1, 1262 nucleotides. RefSeq lists its product as hypothetical. The record is from RefSeq and is a predicted model, not a curated record. The transcript is spliced from 4 exons. Bases 1 to 1197 code for a protein of 398 amino acids. NCBI's taxonomy places the organism in Eukaryota, Fungi, Ascomycota, Sordariomycetes, Magnaporthales, Magnaporthaceae. Gene Ontology annotation, molecular function: catalytic activity.